Dicrocoelium dendriticum is the source of this 840-nucleotide messenger RNA. The record is from the annotation of a GenBank genome assembly. Lineage: Eukaryota; Metazoa; Platyhelminthes; Trematoda; Plagiorchiida; Dicrocoeliidae.
GCUACUGCUGUUUCGCUCAGAAUCAUGGGCCAUCAUCGAAAGCAGGAUAAAGUUAGCGGAGCGAAGCACUCCUUAAAUCCGGACCGUCCCAAACAGCCAAAAGGUAGCACAAUGCGUACCAAGGCCACUAUCAAGCGAUUGAACAUGUAUCGGAAUUUCAAAGCAAAAAGAGAUAAAACGGGCAAGAUUAUUAGACCGGCCCCUUUUCAGUCUACUCUUCCAUCUGGCUCAGUAUCGCGCGUGGAACCGAACAGGCGAUGGUUUGGGAACACUCGAGUGAUCAGCCAAGAUGCCCUGCAAAAAUUUAAAGAGGCCAUGAAAACUAAAAAUCCCUACGAAAUUAUAUUGCGGCAGACUAAACUUCCAGUAUCUCUUUUGGAUGAGAAAAAAAUCAAAACAAAACCGGCCAUCCUGUCCUCAGAGUCUUACUCCUAUACCUUUGGAAGUAAAGCACAAAGAAAACGCCCCGUUUUACCUUGCGAAGAUCUAACCUCACUGGCUCACCGCGCCGAAUCGGUGCAACAUUUGUAUGAUUCCGCACAAGAUCGGCACUGCUUACGUGACGACGACGGUGUGCGUACGUUGGUGAGUCAACCUCAGUUCAAAGCUGGAAAAUCCAAACGACUGUGGAAUGAGCUUUUCAAAGUGCUAGAUUCUUCGGAUGUUGUUCUCUACGUGCUCGAUGCUCGCGAUCCAAUGGGCACUCGGUCCUCCUACAUUGAGAAUUAUUUGAGAACAGAGAAGCCACAUAAACAUUUCAUUUUCGUCUUGAAUAAGAUUGACCUCGUUCCGGUUUGGAUCACAGUACGUUUUAGCUCACUCACUUGGCUUGGCUUUUAA